GGCUGCAGAAUUGAAAACACAAAGGAACAGAAGAGUGUCAUUCAGCUCUCACGAGGCGAUCAUAUUUCUAACUCUUUCAAUUCCAGGAAACCCACCCUUCUUUGCAAUCAGUUGCUGACUUUGCGGUGAGAGAAAAGUGUUCGGAAUUUCCCUAGGUUUCUGUGAAUAUGGCGAAUAACUUAGCGCAACUGGUGGGUUCAGAAAUACAUGGAUUCCACACAUUGCAAGAUUUGGAUAUGCAGAGCAUUAAGGAGGAAGCAAGAACAAGAUGGCUCCGUCCCAAUGAGAUUCAUGCCAUGCUUUGUAAUUACAAGUAUUUUACCAUUAAUGUCAAGCCAGUGAAUUUGCCAAAAAGUGGUACUAUUGUAUUAUUUGACCGCAAGAUGCUUAGGAACUUCCGAAAAGAUGGGCACAACUGGAAAAAGAAAAAGGAUGGGAAAACAGUUAAAGAAGCUCAUGAGCACUUAAAAGUUGGUAACGAAGAAAGGAUCCAUGUAUAUUAUGCACAUGGCCAAGAUAACCCAAAUUUUGUCCGUAGGUGUUAUUGGCUGCUUGAUAAGAGUAUGGAACACAUAGUUCUUGUUCAUUACCGUGAAACACAGGAGUUACAAGGUUCUCCUGUCACUCCUGUAAAUUCACACUCCAGUUCUGUCUCUGAUUCUAUUGCACCAUGGAUUUUAUCAGAAGAAAUAGAUUCAGGGACCACGACUACAUAUGCUGACGUGAGUGACAAUAUAAAGGUCAAAAGUCAUGAACUCAGACUUCACGAGAUUAAUACACUUGAAUGGGAUGACCUAGUGGAUGCCAAUGAUCAUAACGCCUCUACUGAGCCUAAUGGAGGCACGAUUCCAUAUUUUGAUCAACAAGAUCAAAUUUUACUGAAUGGCAGUUUCAGCAAUGUAGCCAGCAAUCCAUCUGCAGGAACUCCUUCUUUUGAUAGUCUUACACAGCCAAUUGCUGGGAGCAACAGUGUUCCUUACAAUUUUGCAGAAAGUGUUAAUCUUCAGACGAUGGACAAUCAAGCAAAUCCAAAUGAGCAGAGAAAUCAUACUGUUUCUAUAGGUGGUGUUGAUUCCUUGGACACUUUGGUCAAUGAUAGAUUGCAAAGUCAGGGCAGCUUUGGAAUGUGGGUGAACCACAUCAUGUCUGAUUCACCAUGUUCAGUAGAUGACCCAACUCGUGAAUCAUCAGUUUCAUCUGUUUAUGAACCAUAUUCAUCUCUGGUGGUGGAUAGUCAACAAUUUUCUCUGCCAGAACAAGUAUUUACUAUCACUGAUGUAUCCCCUACAAGUGUAUCUUCCACUGAGAAAUCAAAGGUUCUGGUGACUGGAUUCUUUCAUAAGGACUAUAUGCACCUUUCAAAGUCCAAUCUGUUUUGUGUUUGUGGUGAUGUUAGCGUUGCUGCAGAAAUUGUUCAGGUUGGGGUCUACCGGUGCUGGGUAUCACCGCAUUCUCCAGGAUUUGUGAAUCUCUACUUGACCCUUGAUGGCCAUAAGCCUAUUAGCCAAGUUGUUAAUUUUGAAUAUCGCACUCCUGUUUUGCAUGAUCCUGCAGCUUCAAUGGAAGAGAAUGACAAUUGGAAUGAGUUUCGGCUACAAAUGAGGCUUGCUUUUUUGCUCUUUGCUAAACAACCGAGCCUUGAUGUUUUCUCUAGUAAAGUAUCACCUAAUAGGCUUAAGGAGGCAAGACAAUUCGCCCUCAAAACAUCAUUUAUUUCCAAUAGUUGGCAAUACUUAAUCAAGUCAACUGAAGACAACCAAAUUCCCUUUUCACAUGCGAAAGAUGCCCUAUUUGAAAUUGCAUUGAAAAACAGACUAAGGGAAUGGCUUUUGGAAAAAAUUAUUUUAGGCUGUAAGACUACAGAAUAUGAUGCACAUGGCCAAAGUGUAAUCCAUUUGUGUGCAGUUCUGGGAUAUACUUGGGCUGUUUCCUUAUUUUCAUGGUCAGGCUUGUCGCUGGAUUUCCGUGAUAGAUUUGGAUGGACAGCUCUUCAUUGGGCAGCAUAUUAUGGAAGGGAGAAAAUGGUUGCAACUCUGUUGUCUGUUGGGGCAAAGCCAAAUUUGGUCACUGAUCCUACUCCACAAAAUCCUGGUGGAUGCACUGCUGCUGAUCUUGCAUAUAUGAGGGGUCAUGAUGGCUUGGCAGCUUAUCUUUCAGAAAAAUCUCUAGUUCAGCACUUCAAUGACAUGAGCUUAGCUGGAAAUAUCAGUGGUUCGCUGGAAACUAGCACGGAUGAUCCAGUAAAUUCUGCAAACCUUACCGAGGACCAGCAGAACCUGAAAGAUACGCUAACUGCUUACCGAACCACUGCUGAGGCAGCAGCCCGCAUACAUGCUGCAUUUAGGGAGCACUCUCUAAAACUGAGAACUAAGGUAGUUAUGUCUUCCAAUCCAGAGUCUGAAGCACGAGAAAUAGUUGCAGCAAUGAAGAUUCAGCAUGCCUUUAGGAACUACGAGACAAAGAAAAUGAUGGCAGCUGCAGCUCGCAUUCAGCAUACAUUCCGCACGUGGAAGAUUCGUAAAGAUUUUCUCAACAUGCGUCGUCAGGCUAUUAAAAUCCAAUCUGCUUUUCGGUGCUUUCAAGAGCGGAAGCAUUAUCGCAAAAUUCUUUGGUCUGUUAGUGUGGUUGAGAAAGCAGUGCUGCGUUGGCGUUUGAAGAGGAAGGGCUUCCGUGGGCUCCAGGUCAAAACUGUCGAAACAGGAACUGGGGAUCAGGAUCAACAAAGUGAUGUAGAGGAGGAAUUCUUUCGGACUGGUAGGAAACAAGCUGAAGAACGUGUCGAGAGAUCUGUAGUGCGUGUGCAGGCUAUGUUCCGUUCGAAGAAAGCACAAGAAGAUUACAGGAGGAUGAAAUUGGCCCUUAACCAAGCAAAGCUGGAACGUGAAUAUGAACAACUUCUUAGUACUGAAGUUGACAUGGAACUGAAGACAUAGGUUACCCAAAGAGAGUCUUAGUUUUGGGGUGCAGUCUGUUUUUGUAUAUCCUGUGGAUCCUUGUACGUUACCCUUGACCCUUUCAGACUUCCUUAAUAUCCUAGAAUGGGUCAUUAUAUAAGUUUUCAUGUGUCGUUGGGCUCUCUAUGGUUGAAAUCUCUUAUGCAAAAAUCUAGUCUCAGCGGAAAAUCGGUGCCACCCCAAUGUUUAAAAUACAGAAUACUAGAAUAGUUUGGCUGCAAACCUGGUCUUUUACCUCAAUAGGUCCGAGGCAACCGAAGAUCAGCGCAAUAACAUUUUUUUUUUUAAUUUAUAGGCGCCAACACAUCUUCAAUAUUAGUCCAUAUGUACAGACACUUUUUGUUUCUUAAAUUAUCAUAUCCAAUAUCAGUGAUCUCUCUAGAUUAAUGGUUAAAAA
This is a messenger RNA of Cajanus cajan (pigeon pea), 3351 nucleotides long. RefSeq names its product calmodulin-binding transcription activator 5. Gene Ontology annotation, biological process: regulation of transcription by RNA polymerase II. Gene Ontology annotation, cellular component: nucleus. The record is from RefSeq and is a predicted model, not a curated record. NCBI's taxonomy places the organism in Eukaryota, Viridiplantae, Streptophyta, Magnoliopsida, Fabales, Fabaceae. Gene Ontology annotation, molecular function: double-stranded DNA binding; protein binding; transcription coregulator activity.